AUGUCGGACUAUUUUGAUUACAGUAGCGAUGAUACUGAAGAUGAUGAUCAAUAUGGCGACAAAGCAUUCGAAAAUAAUCAAUAUGAUGAAGACGAUUUCUAUCAUUCGGAUGAUCAAUACAGCGGAAGAAAUCAAUUAUCUGAUUAUGUGAGUGAAGGUACAAAUCAAACUGAUUCUGAAGAGGAAUCAUUCAAUAGUAAUGUUGUUGACUCGCCCGGUGGGAGAACCGAGUUGUGGAAACCUAUUGUUCCUAAAGAAUUUAUGCCAGAUGUAGAUGCUACUUAUCAAUCAUUAGAGGAGGCGGUCGAAAUGUAUAAAUUAUAUGCAAAUAAAGCAGGUUUUGGUGUCAGGUUAAAUACAGUAAUGAGGUUUGGUGACAAAACCAUUAAAAAAAGGUAUUUAGUGUGCAACAAAAUGGGUAAAAUACCUAACAUAUCAACUAACACUUUGGAUCCUGAGGUUUUAGCCGAUUUUUUGAAAAACAUUGAUUUUCGAAAGCGUUUUACUAAGCUUGUUUCGAAUGUUUACAUCGAGCCUGAAGUCUUUGAAUCAUGGUGGAAACUGCUUAUGAGAAAAUUCAAACUACAGGACAAAAGAUGGUUCAAAGACAUGUACAGGGAUUGA
Lactuca saligna is the source of this 624-nucleotide messenger RNA. Lineage: Eukaryota; Viridiplantae; Streptophyta; Magnoliopsida; Asterales; Asteraceae. The record is from the annotation of a GenBank genome assembly.